Messenger RNA from Schistosoma turkestanicum, 3694 nucleotides. The record is from the annotation of a GenBank genome assembly. NCBI's taxonomy places the organism in Eukaryota, Metazoa, Platyhelminthes, Trematoda, Strigeidida, Schistosomatidae.
GUUCAGCGGGCUAAUUGAGUGGACGGACCUAGUUGUCUGUUUCGUCUGAUGUUUGUUUUUAGUGGCUAUGCCCACUCGUCGUAAAAAUGUGGACUUGAACAGACUAAAGCGUACUUGCAGAAGGAGUAAACUUUGCGAAUUAUUAUCUUUGUCGUAAGUGUCUAGUUAUUUGUAACCAAUUAAGUCACGUUCAAUACCUCCUAGUAUUCUUAGUAUGGGGAGUACUGCUAGUAGUAAAUCAAUCGACAGACAUGAGGUUUGAGUACUUUUGGCCUGUUUGGCUGUCUAUGUGCUCAAUACAUGACUCGAUGAAGUUUCAAGGACUGGUAAAUAUAACUUCUGCCCAUAUUUUACAUACAGCAAUACACACUUGUAUUUAUAAUUAUUUUGCUAACUGUAGAUCUGGUGUGUUUCUUUAUGGUUCCUAUUUCAUGGGUUUACACAUUUGGUAGUGCGUAUGUAUGGAUAUACAUUUUGUGGCAGACUGAUCAAGGAUUGUGUUUCUUCACUCUGUCUUUGUGUCUUGUUUUCAUAUGUUUCGAAUAUAGUCUCUACACAAAGGCGUCAAAAUCCACACACAGCAUUUAUCUUUUCCGUCCAUUUGCAGCACACAGUAUUGGCUAUUCGGUAGUUUGUGUGGGGUUUUCUCUUAAACGGUACAUAGACAUCAGCUAUCGAGAUUUCAAAAGAAUGGAUGUCAGGAAGCAAAAUCAAUUGCAUUUUAGAAUUCUACAUGAUGCUCUCCCACCUUCAUCGGUAAAUGACAACGCUUGUGUUCAGCAUAGUCUUAGCUUUUCUCAAAAGGAUUCCUUGGAACUUCAUGAAGUUGCAAUGUCUGGUGAUUUCUCAUCAGGUUUUUCUAGUCGAUCAGUAUUCAUACUUUUCCGCUUUGGCCAGUCGUGUCUUGGUCGUUUAGCUCGAUGGACUUUCAAAUAUCUUAGAUCCGUUGACAAACAAUACUUAGAUUUCGAUUGUCGAACUGCACGUUUUAACCAUUCCUCGACUACAAUAGUAAACGGAGCAUGUAUUACUGAUGCUGGUCGACGUCGAGCUAUACAGAGCCGUUGGUCGAGCCCGUCCGGAUCACAAACUAGUCGUCGGUAUACUUCAGAUAAUUCGGUAAACCUUUACUCGAAUUCUAAACCUUCAGUUAAUGGUUGUGUUCCUAAGCAAUCUACUAAUGGGAAACCAGUGCGAGAACGAUGUGCCAAGGAAGAUCCAGUAACAAGAUUAGAGAGUAACAUCAGACGUUUACGUUCCGAAUUACAAUCAAUGCGUGGACUGGAAACACAAUUACGUAACCAGUUAAACAGUCUUCAACAUGACGAUCACCUCAAUCGACUCAGUCUGUCCAACCAACGUCAAGAGAAUGAAGGUAUUUCAUCGCGUAUUUCGAAACUAAUCAACAAAUGCCGUAGUGAACGGGUUAAUUUAAACACGAUUGAGCAAAAUUUGAAUGAAGAAAUUCGUUUACGUCAGUUGCUUGAAGCUCAACUCACUGAAAUUGAUGUAAUUCCUGUGUGCAGCUUUGUAGGAGCAAAUGAUACUAGUAGCGUACCUCCCAAUUCGACUGAAAAAAGUAUUCCAACAUCCACGUCCUUCAUUCAGACGUCUUCUAAUAAUCACAUAGCCAAUGCUAAUGUUGUAAUACUUCAAUCAAGCGAAAGUGAAAAAAUAAUGGAUAAUUAUUGUUGUAGAUUACGUCAACUAUUAGAGUCGAAGAUUUGUGCACUUAGAUUGACCGUGAAAUGUCGUGAGAAUUCGACUUUGGCUUCCAAAAUGCACCAUUCUAGUCAAGUAGCCUCCAAGUGUUCAAUCACUGCAAACUCAAAAAUGGUAGACACUUCAAACUACGACAACAGCGUUCGUCAGUAUGAUCCACGACCGUUGCCAUGUCGACUUCAGUCCGGACAUUUAUUAACCAAAGAUGUUUAUUGUUGCAUUUUAAACUCAGAUUUAGAAAAUUUGCAUAAUGUAACUGUGAGUAGUCAACAUACAUCAACAAACAACCAUAGGCAUGCAUUUUUAGAGAAUUGUUUCAAUUUAGCUAAUGAGAAACGAGAACGUUUAGCAAAUAAAUUACGUACGGAGAAUUGGCAAAAACAAGAAUUACUCACACUGUAUCAUACAUCGGUACGCGAAAUAACUGAACUCAACAAAACUCUCAAGCAACGUGAUUUACAAAUUUUAGAACUUACAAUGAAAAUAGAACAACUUGAGUGUUUACCGAAAAGUACUGUUCCAUGUGAUCUUGUCAGUCAUGCUGGAUACACUGCAACAACAGUAGAGACGACAGAGCCACCAAAUGAUAUAAUCGUCAAUACUAAAAAAAAUCGUUUGAGUGACAGGCAGCUCACAUCUAACAAGCAACGACAUAUUUCAUCCCUGCUGUCAACGAACACUAUAGGUCAAUUUACUAAUACUUCGACAAAUGUACAUGGUAACAUACUUAUCCACUCCGCUUCGGAAAAGUACGAUAGUAGUUGUAACAAUACUGCUUCGUUACAGACUUCUAGAUUUUGUGCAUCACCCACCGUAUCCAUUACUCCAUCCACAGACUUUACAAAUAGUAGUUACCCUGCACUUGGUGCUCAAACAACUUAUCAUUGUAAAGACGAGCAGAAUCUAAUCUUUACAAACCUUGUUACUACCAAUUUCCAUACUAACCUACCUUCAUCUUGCUUGUUCACUUCUCUUAUGUGUUCCUCCAACUCAUCAUCAUCAUCGUCAUCUUCAAAUAUGAGUUGCGCUAUGCUUGCGGACGUACAGGCACCUAAUAAUUGUAAAGAAUCACCUGUUAAUACAUCAACCAGUAUUAGCUGUCCAAUUGCACAUCAACAGCAUCCCCAGAAAUGGCAGUAGUACUAUCUGCUGACAUUAAUUAUUGCAAUCAUUGCUGUUAUUAUUAUACAUAAAUAUGUGAGUGUUUUAUUACUUUUAAAUAAAGAUACAUGUACCAAUGAGACAUACAUUGUUUUUUCUCUCCAAAAUAGUUUUGUACUGAAAGAAAGAUUUUUCGUUACUUCUUACUUUCAUUUGUUAUUCUUCCGACACCUGUAAAACAGUUUAUAAACCUCCGUCCACUUGACAGAUAUCUCACGUUUUCCGCAUGACAUGCGUAUGUUAGGCUGUCUAAUAGAGAUAGUCGCCAACCCAAACUCAGCCAGCGCCCCCAUAUCAAUGUGCAAUCAGAUUUUAUCACUAAGUCUGACGAGAGUCUAACCUGUAUGUCAUAAUCGUAGCUUAACUGUUGACAAGCGAUAAAAAGACUUCUUUUUUAUCAAUAUUCACUGACGAUUAUAUACCCAACUAAGUUUUCCCUUAGGCGCCUUCAAUACCGUUCUGUUUGCAGAAAACCUCGCACGAACGUAUGAGUCUAAGAAAAAACUGUCAGAUUAGACAGUGUUUCAAUACAUUUAUUUGUUUAUUGACUUAGUUCGCACAGUUCAAUAAUCCCAGGUUGAAUAAACUAGGAAUUUGUUGGCUCAUAAAGAGUCAGUGAAAGUUUAUUUUGGAAUAAUAAUCCAUUCAAUCUAUAAAUAUGUCACUACUAACAAAACAUAUUAGACUAUGCUCUAUGCUUGUUCCUCACUCGUGGAGUUUUUUAUCACUUAUAUCUUAACUAACUGAAACCUACCCUUAUACCUAAAUAAAUGUUGCGUUAUAUUGUUUUAUCAUAACCAGUACACUUCAG